Messenger RNA from Fusarium coffeatum, 858 nucleotides. RefSeq lists its product as uncharacterized. NCBI's taxonomy places the organism in Eukaryota, Fungi, Ascomycota, Sordariomycetes, Hypocreales, Nectriaceae. The transcript has a single exon. Bases 1 to 858 code for a protein of 285 amino acids. The record is from RefSeq and is a predicted model, not a curated record.
AUGAGUAAUCAGUCAGAACCAGAAUUCUUGGAUGACAUUGCAGUCUAUCAGCUUCGGGAUGGUAAUGGGGACGGUGCAGAGAUGCGAUUCAAAUUUAAUAACAAGCAAAUCUGCGUCUCUAUCUUCCCCAGCAAUGGCUCAUCAACGAAUGAUACUCAACACAUGGGCCCAGGAGAGCGUCCUCUACAGGACCAUCUCGUCGAUGUAAUAGAUCGUUCUAUGACUAAAGACCACGACAAGCAUGAAAGCCUUGUGGAAGAGGCUCUUAUCGUUAUCCUUGACGUUGGAAGAACACUAUUCGGAGGCCCAAAAUCUGCUGCCCAGGAUGACGGCUCACUUCAUCCACUCCUGUUUCCUGAGAUCCUUUAUCUUCGGCUAGAUGCUCCUGGCCAGACCGCUUCUCUGAAGCGCAUCGAUGCCAGUGAAGGGUACAGCGAUGAGUCUGCUGUUGAUGACGAUUUUGAUGAAGAAUUGGAACUUCGCCAGGACUUACCUCGUUUCACUCCCGACGAGAUCACGAUAACUGACUUGUUUUGCCACGGUGCGAACAGUCUCUCCGCUCUCGUACACGCCGGGGGACGGGAAAUGUUCUGCAGGGCAUGUGGUGUUGGGCUGCGCAACAGCAGGCAAAGUCGAGGGCUUCCACGUAUGAUCGACAUUCUCAAUGCCUUCCCGGAUCCACACAUAAUUCAGGUUCCCCAGCUUCUCGGGUAUAUCCACCAUAAAGACACGAAUCAGAUUCUAGGCUUUGUUCGGGAGUGGAUUCCUGGACAUGGACUUGAUGAUUCCGAUAUCACCCCGGAGAAAGGUCAGAAAUGGAUAAUGCAAAUUCCUGAGACUAUCGAGCGUCUUCAUUAA